AUGCCUGAAAGCAACAGCCUCGACGCCCUCGCCCUCACCCUCUCAACCUCCCUGGCCACCGCAAACCUCGCCCCCGACGGCCCCGCGGAAGCCCUCAUCCCCCCGGGCUUCAAGCCCACCACCCGCCUCUCCAUCUCCUUUGGCGGCAAAAACGUCGACCUGGGCAACCUCUUUCGCGUCAACGAGGUCAAGCUCGCUCCGUUCGUCUCCUUUGAAGCCGAGUCCGACGCCCCAGAAGACGCAUCUUAUAUGCUCCUCCUCGUCGAUCCCGACGCUCCCACGCCAGACGACCCCAAAUUCGCCUUCUGGCGGCACUGGGUCCUCCCCGGCCUCAAGCCAUUGGCCGGCGCCGACGGCGUCGUCGCCCAGACGAAGCCCGUCCUCACUGAAUAUCUCGCCCCCGGCCCCAAAGACGAAUCUCAACCACACAGAUACCUGUUCCUGCUCUUCCGUGAGCCCCAUGGCCUAGCCUUGACAAAGGAGGACGUUGGAGGCGAGGAAUUCGUGCAGAGACGCUCAUUCGAUGCUGUCAAGUUCGUCGAGAAGCAUCAGCUGCAGCUGGUUGGUCUGAACUGGAUGAGGGGCGCUGGGGACGGCUGGAAAGAAUAG
Molecule: messenger RNA, 609 nt
Organism: Trichoderma citrinoviride
Lineage: Eukaryota; Fungi; Ascomycota; Sordariomycetes; Hypocreales; Hypocreaceae
Product: PEBP-like protein
Exons: 3
Coding region: 1-609 (202 amino acids)
Biological process (GO): regulation of proteolysis; regulation of Ras protein signal transduction
Molecular function (GO): peptidase inhibitor activity; phospholipid binding
Source: RefSeq, a predicted model, not a curated record